AAACAAGGCAUUAUCAUCUAACGUAACAUAUUCGGUCGCCGGCCGCCGCCAAGCUCCAGUUAAGCGCUAAAUAAUGAUGAUAAAUAAACAAACAGAUAAAUAAUAUCACUUGCCCUUCACUGGCUUACAACGCAGACGGUGAACCACCACCUUAGACCUUCAGCAAACCUGAAGCCCGAUCCCGAACCAUAAUGGAGUCCAUUGGCGUACUCAUGCUUUGCCCGAUGUCCGCCUACCUCGAGCAGGAGCUGCAGAGCCGCUUCAAUCUCUUCAAGCUCUGGACCGUCCCACAGAAGCCACAGUUCCUCAAGGAACACGCAUCCUCCAUCCGCGCCGUCGUCGGCAACGCAGCUGCCGGAGCAGACGCCGAGCUCAUCAGCGCUCUGCCGAAGCUGGAGAUCGUCUCGAGCUACAGUGUCGGAGUGGACAAAAUCGAUCUGGACAAGUGCAGAGAGAAGGGGAUUAGGGUUACGUACACGCCGGACGUGCUGACCGAGGACGUGGCGGAUCUUGCGAUCGGGCUUAUACUGGCGGUGCUGAGGAGACUGUGUGCGAGCGAUCGUUACGUGAGGAGUGGGGCGUGGAAGAAAGGGGACUUCAGGUUGACUACUAAGUUCACCGGCAAAACAGUUGGUAUUAUCGGUUUGGGAAGAAUUGGUAUGGCAGUUGCUAAGAGAGCUGAAGCAUUUAACUGCCCAAUCUCUUACUACUCGAGAAGAGCAAAGCCAGACAUACAAUACACAUACUAUCCAAGUGUUGUUGAACUAGCCUCCAACUGUGAUAUUCUUGUUGUCGCAUGCCCUCUAAAUGAAGAAACCUGGCACAUCAUCAACCGUGGAGUCAUUGAUGCAUUGGGUCCGAAGGGUGUUCUCAUCAACAUUGGGAGGGGCCCUCAUGUCGACGAACCCGAGCUCGUAUCUGCAUUAGUUGAAGGCAGGCUAGGCGGGGCUGGUCUUGAUGUGUAUGAAAAGGAGCCUGAAAUACCUGAGGAACUGUUUGGGCUUGAAAACGUAGUCCUCCUGCCUCAUGUAGGAAGUGGCACGGUGGAAACCCGGACUGCCAUGGCUGACCUUGUGAUUGGAAACCUGGAGGCUCACUUUUUGAACAAACCCCUGUUAACCCCAUUGGUUCCUUGCCAAUAUCACGACCGCCAUUUCAAAUCCUUAAACGCCCACCGCCACUUUCUGAGUUCCCUCAAAACACCGACCAUAUUAAUUGAAACGGAAAAUCAAACCCUAGCCCUACUCCUACUCGUCCUCCUCCACAUUCACUUCAUGGACUCCAUAGGCGUCCUCAUGACCUGCCCAAUGUCCGAUUACCUCGAACAAGAACUCCGAAAGCGCUUCAACCUCUUCAAACUCUGGGCUCAUUCCUCGAAGUCUGAUUUAUUGGAAAAACACUCCAACUCCAUCCAAGCGCUUGUGGGAAACACCAAAAUCGGUGCCGACGCUGAACUCAUAGACUCAUUGCCCAAGUUGGAGAUAGUCUCGAGUUACAGUGUGGGGUUGGAUAAGAUUGAUCUGAGGAAAUGUGAGGAGAAAGGAAUCAGGGUUACCAAUACGCCCGACGUAUUGACCGAUGAUGUUGCCGAUUUGGCGAUUGGGUUGGUCCUGGCUGUUACGAGGAGGGUUUGUGAGUGUGACCGGUUUGUGAGGAGAGGGUUUUGGAAGAACGGCGAUUUCGGAUUGGCUACCAAGUUCAGUGGUAAAUCAGUAGGAAUUGUUGGGUUGGGAAGGAUUGGUACAGCAAUUGCAAAGAGAUCCGAAGCAUUUGGCUGCCCUAUCAGUUACCACUCGAGAUCUGAGAAACCAGAAAAAAAUUACAAGUACUACUCGAACAUUAUCGACUUGGCUGCCAAUUGUGAUAUUCUCAUUGUUGCUUGUGCUUUGACAGAAGAAACCCACCACAUCGUGAACCAUGAAGUUAUUGAUGCAUUGGGUCCAAAUGGCAUUCUCAUUAACAUUGGAAGAGGUCUACACAUCGAUGAAACUGAACUUGUGUCUGCACUCCUUGAAGGCCGGUUGGGUGGGGCUGGGCUCGAUGUGUUUGAAAAUGAGCCAGAAGUUCCUGAACGGCUUUUUGGGCUUGAAAACAUAGUUCUUCUGCCUCAUGUGGGGAGUGAUACUGUGGAAACCUGCGAGGCAAUGGCAGACCUUGUGAUAAAAAACUUAGAGGCACACUUUUUAAAGAAGCCACUGCUAACUCCAGUGAUUUGAUUUUGUUAAGAAGGUAUGUGGCAUGAGAUCUUGGAUGUCUAUCCACCAUUUAAUUAUUUAGAUUUACAUAAUUUCUAAGCAUUAAUGUUUUGGUGAGCAUCUUUCCAAUAAAAGGAAAUCUAUUCAUGUAAAAUUGAUUUUUUUAUGGAAUGGCAUUGGCCCUAGUCUUCAAUGGAAAACUAUGUGGCCCUAAA
Molecule: messenger RNA, 2410 nt
Organism: Carya illinoinensis
Lineage: Eukaryota; Viridiplantae; Streptophyta; Magnoliopsida; Fagales; Juglandaceae
Exons: 4
Coding region: 192-2216 (674 amino acids)
Cellular component (GO): cytosol
Molecular function (GO): glyoxylate reductase (NADPH) activity; NAD binding; hydroxypyruvate reductase [NAD(P)H] activity
Source: RefSeq, a predicted model, not a curated record